Molecule: messenger RNA, 960 nt
Organism: Oryzias melastigma (Indian medaka)
Lineage: Eukaryota; Metazoa; Chordata; Actinopteri; Beloniformes; Adrianichthyidae
Gene: otulina
Product: OTU deubiquitinase with linear linkage specificity a
Exons: 3
Coding region: 137-808 (223 amino acids)
Source: RefSeq, a predicted model, not a curated record
UGCGUCGCAGAUUGAUGACGUCACGUAGUUAGCUAGCAGCAGGUGCUGGGGCAGCUAAAAUGUCUGUAGCUUCAGCUCCUUUUCAUCCCCGUUCUUCUCAAACGUAAACGUUUGCAGCGGUCAGCUUCAGCUCAGGAUGUCUUGGGUGAAAUCUGCGUCCCUUAAUAGUGAAGAUGUUUUCGACGAAAACGCGGACGAGCUCAAAUUACAGAGCAAAGAGUGGACGUCCAACAUGAAGAAACGCGUCAAGGACGGCUACGUGGAUGGAGUUGAUGCCGGGCAGGAAGCCUCUCUUCAGGCCGGGUUUAACUUGGGUUUUAAGGAGGGAGCAGCCCAGACUGUAGCUGUGGGUCGACUCCGAGGAAUUCUGGGGGCUGUGUGGUGCUGGUGUCAGAUCCAGCAUCCGGAAAAACCCGUUCCCACCUCCGUGACCGACCUCCUGCAGCGGGUUACAGAACAUGAAAGCCAGAUCAUGGAGGACAUCAGGAGGGCUUUGGAAAACCCCCCUCCGAGCGUGAGUGACAUUUCGGAGAGCAUGGACGCUCUGGAGGUGGAGCAGGAGGAUCCCUGCCACUGCAAAGAUGGAGGGAAUGGACCGUGCUGCUCCAAGAGAGAUGAAAAUAUGGAUGUGGACAAUCCUAUUAAAGACCAAACGAUCUGUUCUGGGUCCAUCAGCUGUUCCUCCAGCUCAGGUGAAAGUCUGAACCUGCUGCUGCAGCACUGUGUGGAUCUAGUGUCAGAGCUGGGACUGCCGCAGGAGCUGAUUGAUCACAUAAACGAGCUGAGGAGCAUCAAUCAACCACAUUAGUAAAAAUAAAAAUCUGUUAUUUAAGUUUUCCAGACAGAAGGUUUUGCUGCAACAUUUCUCUUUCUUAAACAUGUAAUUUUUAUGGUUUGUAAAUACUGAUUUUGAUAAUAAAUAUCUGUUUGGAUCCAAAGCAGAAGAUGUGUAAAAUCAAA